Messenger RNA from Doryrhamphus excisus (bluestripe pipefish), 4342 nucleotides. Its product is annotated as heterogeneous nuclear ribonucleoprotein U-like protein 2. Lineage: Eukaryota; Metazoa; Chordata; Actinopteri; Syngnathiformes; Syngnathidae. The record is from RefSeq and is a predicted model, not a curated record. Gene Ontology annotation, biological process: alternative mRNA splicing, via spliceosome. Gene Ontology annotation, molecular function: RNA binding; protein binding. Gene Ontology annotation, cellular component: nucleus.
GAAAACAGGGCUCCAUAUUGAACUGUUGUUUUUGAUGUGAAAACGGUACCUUUUUCCACAGUUUCGCUUAAUAUUUGCCGUGAUAGAACUUGACCACGUAUACUGUGUAUAACAGUAAGAAUGAAACUAGCGGACAUUAAGAAGCUAAAAGUAGCAGAACUCCGGUCCAGGCUUGAAAAAGCUGGGUUGGACCACAGGGGACUGAAGACCGAGCUGGUAGGCAGGCUGUGGUCGUCGCUGGAUCACCGCCAAAACGCAGACGACGGAGCGACGAUUUUAACAGUUUUGACGGAGGAGGCGGCUUCGUCUCCCCCUGUCGAUCCAGACCAAACCGCCAGAAAGUAUUCCGACUCCGCGACACAGACCGAAAGUGAAGUGCGGAGUCCUUUAACCGACUCUGUUCAGGAUGACAACCAAGUCGAGAGGGGCGAACCGGAGCCACCACAAAAUGACGACAGAGGUCGGGCUUUCUACGAGUUUAAAGAGGAGAUACGAUAUAAAAGAGCCAAGCCACCACAAGCGCCCCCGGCGAGAGACGAGACACAUCGGGUUGAAGUUGAAGUUGAAGACGCAGUCAGACUCGAUUCACAUGACAGUCAUCUUCAUUUUGAGGUGGGGCCAGACGGCGCCUGCGGUCAGCCCCGCUUCUGGGACAGAUUCCCCCUGCUGUGGUCAGGCUGCAGGCUCACCCACGGGGUGUCGCAAGGCAGCGUGGGCUUCGAGGCCAGACUGGAUAGGAGGUUGAUCGGCAGCAACGCGGCGGACGGCGUGGAAAGCGGCGAGUCCUACGGGAUGCGAGUAGGCUGGUCCUUGGCCCAAACGUCACUGCUACUAGGUGAAGAGGCCGUUUCUUUUGCUUAUGACGGACGAGCAAGAAAAGUGAGCGGCGGAGUGGAAGACGACUAUGGAGAGACGUUUUCCCAGGGCGAUAUCAUUGGCUGCUAUGCUGCUUUCUCCGCAAAUGGAAGCGUUCAGCUCUCCUUCCAUAAAAACGGUCGCUUCAUGGGCGUGGCUUUUUCCCUCGACGCAUCAGUGCUUCAAGGCCGCGCCCUAUACCCUCACGUCCUCUGCAAGAACUGUUCUGUCCACUUCUUGUUGGACCCCACGGCUCCUCCGUGGUACCGCGGCCCUCCCGGCUUCACCCCGCUGGCGGCGCUCCCUGCCGGGCUGAGGCUUCGCAACACAUUGGGCCCAGAAUCCAUAGCGCAGUGUGAGGUGGGUUGUUAUUUGAAGGCAAAGCCUCUUCCUAUAUCAUUGGAGCUUCUACUGCGUCCACAGGUGGUGUUGAUGGUGGGCCUACCGGCUUCUGGGAAGAGCCACUGGGCUAAAGCUCACAUGCGCCGCCAUCCAGAGAAACAAUACAAGCUGCUGGGCACGGAGGAGCUCUUGGCUUGCAUGAUGAGAGGAGGAGCCAGGGAGCGGCGGCUGCAGCAGGCCGCUCGGUGUCUGACUGAAUUAAUCCAAAGAGCCGCUCACACGCCAGGCAACUACAUCCUGGACCAGUGCAACAUCCUCUUCUCCGCACAGCGUUACAAGCUGCAACUGUUCGCCGACUUCAGGCAUCGCUCGGUGGUGGUUGUUUUUCCCUCAGCGGCCGAGUGGAAAAGACGCCUGUCGGAACAUCAGAAGAGCGGGGAAAAGAUCCCCGAGAUCGCCCUGCUCAAACUCCAAGUCAGCUGCAGUCUUCCGGAGCAGCACGGCCAACUUCCGGACGAGCUGCGGUACGCCGAGCUGCCUCAGGAAGCGGCGGGGCCGCUGCUGCAGGAGUACAAAGACCAGGCCCGACGGCUUUUGCCCCCUGUUCCAAAAACGGAGAAAAAGAAGAGGUACCCGCAGAAGAAAAGACCCCGCCCACAUGGACCUCUGCCGCCUCAUUGGAUCAGGGGGAGUGGCUUAAAGGGGUGGAACGACGCAAGGCCACAUAUGCAGACUUGGAGCCCACAGCCCAGAUAUUGGAACGCUGUCUAUUAUGACCAAGCCAUGUGCUACAACAGCGGAUAUGAGAACUUCUGGUGAAGAAAAAAAAGUGCCCUGAGGUUGUAUCGAUUAAUUAUCAGGGAAUUAAGACAUCAUGGCGAUUAAUCCAACAACAUUAAAAAUAGCUCAGAUAAGCAAUGAUUUAAAACAGAGGUAGGGAACCUAUGGCUCGGGAGCCAGGUAGGGCUCUUUUGAUGACUGUAUCUGGCUCUCGAGCAUUUACCACAAUAAAAAUGUAUGUUUGCUAACAUUUUAAAGUAAACAUCACAGAAAUCACUGUUAAAAAUAUUCAAAAUCAACAACUUUCUUAUGCAUUUUAAUCCGUCCAUCUAUUUUCUACUGCAAUACGGCCGACCAUAUCCAUCUUUUUUGAUGAUAUUUUCCAAAUCAAACACCAAAACUUGAUUAUUACUGGGUAAUGCGGUAGUGUACCUCGGUCAUUAAGAUGUCAACAUGUAAACUUUCCUCCUUUAGUCAAAUAGUCACCUAGCUAAAGCUGCAGAACCAAGCCUUCUGGCAAAGAUGGCCAAAAGAAUGAAAUAUACUGAGUACGGUGCAAAACCAUGCAGCAGCAGAAGUUGCAUUAAUGGCAGCAAGUAUUUGAUUUAUUAUUAGACACUGCGCUGCUCACGAAAGUGUGCUGGCCACACCCCCUUGGCGUGGGGUAGUGUGCCUGGUCUACGUAAUUAGAGCCCAUUAUAUCUAAAACUGUUGGUCUUACAUAAAAAUGCACACAUUUUAUUGCAUUCAAUAUUUAAAAAAAAAUGUAUAUGGCUCUCACAGAUAUACAUUUUAUAAUAUCUGGCCUUCAUGGCUCUCUUAGCCAAAAAGGUUCCCGACCCCUGAUUUAAAAAAAGGUGAGAUUAGCCGUACUAUGCGGUUGAGCAUCUCUGGUUGUAUCUAUGCAAUCAAAGUGCUCAGUGUUGACUUCACAAACUGUCUAAAAGUGCAAUUUUUUAAAUAUUUUUUAUUGAAAAUACUUUAAUACAUAAACUGUACAGUUUGGAAUAACGAGUCGGCUUUCUAGCGCUCUUGACAGGAGUAAUAAAUCUCAGUCGUAUUACAGCAGAGCUUGCCAAUCCUUGCCUAAUGUGACCUCCGAGCGCCGCUUUCUUCGCCUCUCGUUUCCGCGUCAGGCUUCACUCUUUGGUAAAGCAGCACCGCCCCUUUGGCGGAAGGACACAGCUCCGCCCACAGAGGGCUGCCCCUGUCCAGCCCCAACACCUCCUGUCGGGGGAAUUUUUCUUUACGUUAUCAUUUUUCCGUUUGACGCGGGUCAACGUUUCUCACCACUUUGUCGAGGAAGACGAUGUCGGUGGACUCGCUGGCCUCGGCUCCUCCUUUCCAGUACAGCGCUUUGACUUCAGCUGAUGACAGUGAACAACUGAGGGACGCAAACGACAGCUUUAGGGGCGAUGCACACGGGAACGUGUAUGCCCUGAAAACUGAAUCUGAAAACUUAGGCAAUACUGAAACUUGCGUUUCUAUUAUUUCAAUAUUAAUUCAAUAUAUUAUUAUUAUAUAAUUUAAUUCAAUAUAUCCACAUUUGAUAUUUAUUUGACCCUGUUUCCUCAUGUUAUAUAUAUUAUCUUGGCUUCACUGCUACCAGCCUGAAUUUUACUCUGUAUCAGAUCAGACAUAAUCAGUACUAUCCCACAUCACUACUAUAGGGGACUCAAGCUAGCAAGCUAACCAGUUAGCCUCAGCUUUAAACCUCACAAAGCCAAAAAACAUACCACUUCCACACAUAAUGGGAGGACAACAUUUUUUUUUUCUCACUCAAAAUAUAUGGGACAUGCCGUGGCUGACUUCAUGCAGAGUUAAGGUAACGUCAUGUAAGCUAAUGUAAUGAUAAUGGUUUAAUUUCAUUUGAACAUGCAUCAGAUUACAAUUGAGUGCAUCCCAUAAUCAGUUCCCAGUUCCACAUGUCCAAAAGGAGUAGGAAGAAGCAAAGCUUAUUAAAUCCUACCCCUCCAUCUGGUACUUUUACAAUCACUAACUUACAUUUGUUCACUUCCUGCUUUCCAUAAUACAGUUUAAGGUUUUCUUUUUUUUUUUUAAUAAUGUAUAUAAUAAUAUAUAAUGUGAUAUGACGAUAUGUCUCAAUGCUAGUAUGUCAUUACUGCCACCUAGUGACCACAAUACUGUAUAUCACUUGUAAUUACAUACAGUAAACCUCGGAUAUAUCGGAAAUUCGCUCACAACGGACAGAUAAAAAAAAGAACCAAUUUUUCUGUAAUGCAUUUCCAAUAAAAAUUCAUUGCAUAUAUCGGAUUUUUUUUAUAACGGAUUUCGCCUAUUUCGGACAAAAUCUCCAGUCCCGUUCCAAUGCAUUUCCAUUAAAUUUCCCUGGCAUAUAUCGGAU